Messenger RNA from Hyalella azteca, 6498 nucleotides. RefSeq names its product chromodomain-helicase-DNA-binding protein Mi-2 homolog (gene Mi-2). The coding region runs from base 119 to 6217 and encodes 2032 amino acids. The record is from RefSeq and is a predicted model, not a curated record. Gene Ontology annotation, molecular function: chromatin binding; ATP-dependent chromatin remodeler activity; ATP hydrolysis activity. Gene Ontology annotation, biological process: negative regulation of transcription by RNA polymerase II; chromatin remodeling. Gene Ontology annotation, cellular component: chromatin; nucleus. Lineage: Eukaryota; Metazoa; Arthropoda; Malacostraca; Amphipoda; Hyalellidae. The transcript is spliced from 32 exons.
AUGCUAAGUUAUCGUAGCGUUCGGCGGCUGUGCAAGCAAAUCAAGUCACGGCGGUUCAAAUUGUAUCUAUUACAGCUCUGAUAGAUGUUAUUAUUGUUAUAAAUAAUCGAAGAAAGAGAUGUCUGAUAAAGAAGAGAAUGACCCGUCAAAAGAUGAUGGAGACGAGGAGGACGAUGAUGUUGAAGCCCAGGGUGACUCAGGUGACGAGGAUCAGGAUGAGGAUUGGGGAGGAGGGGGGGGAGGUGGAAGUUCUAAGCGCAAGAGGAAGAAGAGUAAGAAGCGUAAAUCAUCAAGAAGUGAAAGAGGAAGAAAGAAGAAGAAGAGGAAGCCUGGAAGUGAAAGUGAAACAGAAGCCCAGGAUGAUGCUGAGCAGGAGUCGGAUGGCGAGGCAAGCAAGUCCCGCAGCCGAGCCAAAGCCAGGAGCCGCGCUACUGCAACACCUGCUGCUGCAUCAUCUGCUGCACCGGCAGCUCACUCUGAUGCUACCAAUGAUGACAUGCCCACGGUUGCUGAAGUGUGUGAGAGUUUUGGCCUGAAGGAUGUUGAAAUUGACUAUUCUCCUGAGGACUACUCGUCCCUCACCACAUUCAAGCUCUUCCAGCAGCACAUCAGGCCUCUUCUUGCCAAAGAUAAUCCCAAGGUUCCAGCCCCGAAGUUGAUGAUGCUUGUGGCGGCGAAGUGGCGCGCGUUCUGCAGCCAAAAGGAGGAGGAUCUGCCAGGCGAGGAGGAAGCUCAGCAGUUUGAAGAACCUGAGCAGGAGGGGGAAGAUGAAGAGGAGGAAGAGGAAGAGGAGGAGGAAGAAGAAGAGGACGAGGAUGAGUCCAAUACGCAAGGAAAGUCAUCAAGCAACAAGACGCGCGGCCGCCCUCGUAAGGCUCGUCACGACGAAGAUGAGGAGGAAGAUGACGAGGAUGAGAGCGACAGCGGCGGGAGCAAGAAGAAGGGGCGUGGCCGCAAGCGCGGGGACAAGUCCAGCAAGAAGGCCAAGGUGCCCACUCUCAAGAUUAAAAUUGGCAAGCGCAAGAAAGAUAGCUCAGACGACUCUUCAUACCAGGAUAGCGAUGCAGAGUUUGAGCAAAUGCUAGCCGAGGCCGAGGACAUGAACAAGCAGGAGGAUGAAGCUGAGACCAAUGGCGCGCGCACCAAGAAAAAAGGAAAAGCUGCCAUCAAGAGAACCAAGAAGAAGAAGAAGUCCAGUAAUCAGGAUGGCUAUGAAACCGACCACCAGGACUACUGUGAAGUAUGCCAGCAAGGCGGUGAGAUCAUCCUGUGCGACACGUGUCCACGCGCCUACCAUCUUGUGUGCCUCGAGCCUGAGCUGGACACGGCACCUGAGGGCAAGUGGUCCUGCCCCUCCUGCGAGGCUGAUGGUGUCAAGGAUGACAAGGAAGAUGAACAGAAAAAUGAAUUCUGCAAAAUUUGCAAGGAGAAUAAUGACUUGAUCUGCUGUGACUCGUGCCCCAACUCCUACCACAUGUGGUGUCUUAAUCCUCCGAUCUUUGAGGCUACUUCUGGAGACUGGACUUGCCACCGAUGUGCUUGUGAUCCUCUGCCGGGCAAAGUCCAGAAAAUUCUCUUCUGGAGGUUUGUGGAUAGUCCCAAACCACCAGACAACUGGAAGGAGAAUGUUGGUGAAGAGAAGGCUGAGAAGUACAACCUAAAACAGCUGCGCGAGUUCCUCGUGAAGUGGCAGGACAUGUCGUACUGGCACUGCUCCUGGAUCAGUGAGAUGCAGCUUGAAGUCUACCACCCGCAGAUGCUAAGGUCGUACUUCAAGAAGUGCGACCCUGACGAGCCUCCCAUACCAGGGAUGGAUGAUGACGAUGACGUUGCUUCUUCCAGCAGACGCCGCAAGAAGGAGAAUCUUGAUAUUGACCCGAACAGUCUGGAAGAAAGAUUCUACAAGUAUGGCAUUAAGUCGUCAUGGCUGAAGAUCCACCGGAUCAUCAACCACCGGACGCUACGUGAUGGCAUCACCCAGUACCUGGUAAAGUGGCGCGACUUAUCGUACGAUCAGGCCACCUGGGAGGACGAAGAUGAGGACAUUGAAGGCCUCAAGACCGCCGUCGAGUACUACCAGGACCUCCGGCAAUCCUGCAAUGCCGAUGGUGGUUCUCGGGGUGUGAAGAAGAGUAAGAAGAAGAGCAAGAGUCGGUGUCGCGAGUUGGGAGAAGAGGAGCGGGAGCCGUCGUCGCCGCGGCGCUACACUCCUCCUCCCGACAAGCCCACAACGAACCUCAGCAAGAAAUGGGAGGUGCAGCCUGAGUACAUCGACGCCACCGGCCUGUCUCUUCACCCUUACCAGCUCGAGGGUGUUAAUUGGCUCAGGUAUUCAUGGGGUCAAGGGACGGACACUAUUCUUGCUGAUGAAAUGGGUCUCGGGAAGACCAUUCAGACCAUUACAUUCCUGUACUCCUUGUACAAGGAGGGGCACUCGAAGGGACCGUUCAUAGUGUCAGUGCCGCUCUCAACCAUCAUCAACUGGGAGAGAGAAUUUGAGGCUUGGGCUCCCGACUUCUACGUUGUGACGUACGUCGGUGACCGCGAGUCCCGCAUCAUGAUCCGCGAACAUGAGUUGUCGUUCGAUGAGGGCGCCGUGCGAGGUGGGGCUAAGGCUUCCCGUAUCCGUACCACGAAUAUCAAGUUCCAUGUGCUGCUCACCUCCUACGAGAUGAUCUCCAUGGAUCAAGCUUGUCUUGGAUCUCUUGAGUGGGCUUGUUUGGUGGUGGAUGAGGCACACAGGCUGAAAAACAGCCAGUCAAAGUUCUUCAGAGUGUUGAACGCAUACAACAUCCGCUACAAGCUGCUGCUGACUGGAACACCUUUACAAAAUAAUCUCGAAGAAUUGUUCCAUUUGCUGAAUUUCUUAGCUCCAUACAAGUUUGCCGACCUGAGCUCUUUCCAAAACGAGUUCGAAGAUAUAGCCAAAGAAGACCAAAUCACCAAACUGCAUGACAUGUUGGGUCCCCACAUGUUGCGACGUCUCAAGGCCGACGUUUUGAAGAACAUGCCUUCGAAGUCCGAGUUCAUCAUUCGUGUGGAGCUCUCAGUAAUGCAGAAGAAAUACUACAAGUAUAUUCUCACGCGCAACUUUGACGCACUGAACUCGCGAGGUGGCGGCCAGCAAGUCUCUUUGCUGAACAUCGUCAUGGACCUGAAGAAGUGCUGUAAUCAUCCUUACCUCUUCCCUGCGGCUGCUGAAGAAGCUCCUAAAAUGCCAAAUGGAAUGUACGAAAUCAACGCCCUCACUAAAGCCUCUGGAAAGUUCCUCUUGUUGGAUUCCAUGCUGAAAAGGCUCAAGCGAGAUGGCCACAGAGUGCUCAUCUUCUCUCAGAUGACGAAAAUGCUUGAUAUUCUCGAAGAUUUCUUGGAGGGCUGCGGCUACAAGUACGAGAGAAUCGACGGUGGCAUCACCGGCUCGCAGAGACAGGAAUCUAUUGACAGAUUUAAUGCUCCAAACGCGCAACAGUUCGUGUUUCUGCUGUCAACUCGCGCUGGUGGUUUGGGCAUCAAUCUCGCCACUGCGGACACGGUCAUUAUUUACGACUCUGACUGGAACCCUCACAAUGACAUCCAGGCCUUCUCUCGCGCCCAUCGUAUCGGCCAAACUAACAAGGUGAUGAUCUAUCGAUUCGUGACCCGCAACUCGGUGGAAGAGCGCGUUACGCAGGUCGCCAAAAGGAAGAUGAUGUUAACACAUCUUGUGGUGCGCCCUGGUUUGGGUGGCAAAAAUUCGGCCAACUUUUCGAAGCAGGAACUUGAUGACAUCCUGAAGUUUGGUACGGAAGAACUCUUCAAAGAAGAGGAGGGUAAGGAGGAUGAAGAAAUUCACUAUGAUGAGAAGGCUGUGGAAGAAUUGCUGGAUCGCUCUAGGGAAGGAAUCGAGCAGAAGGAAAACUGGGCCAACGAGUACCUGAGCUCCUUCAAAGUAGCAUCUUACGUCACCAAGGAGGGAGAAGACGAGGAGCAGGAAGACGUUGAAGUGCUGAAGCAGGAAGCAGAGACUACUGACAACCAGUAUUGGGAGCGUCUGUUACGGCACCACUACGAGCAGCAGCAGGAAGACCUUGCUCGCACGCUCGGCAAAGGCAAACGUAUCAGAAAGCAGGUUAAUUACAACGAUGCCGCUGAGGGCCGAGAAGACGCGAACUGGCAGGCUGAGCAGGGCUCAGACUACAACUCUGACUUCUCUCUGCCAUCUGACAAUGACAAUGACGAAGAAUUUGAUGAGAAGAAUGAAGGUGACGGCAGUCGCCGCUCCAAGAGGCGCGGUGAGCGGUCAGACCGAGACCGUCCCCUGCCGCCCCUGCUGGCGAGAGUGGGCGGCAACAUCGAAGUUCUCGGCUUCAAUGCUCGUCAGCGCAAGGCUUUCCUCAACGCUGUCAUGCGCUAUGGUAUGCCUCCUCAAGAAGCUUUCAACUCCCAGUGGCUUGUACGUGACUUGCGAGGUAAGAGCGAGAAAUGUUUCCGGGCGUACACGUCGCUGUUUAUGCGUCACUUAUGCGAGCCUGGCAACGACAACGCGGAGACCUUCGCAGACGGCGUGCCCAGGGAGGGGCUGAGCAGACAGCACGUCCUCACCAGGAUCGGUGUCAUGUCUCUCAUUAGGAAGAAAGCUUGUGAGUUUGAAGAGAUCAACGGUCAAUACUCGAUGCCUGAAGCAUUGACCAAGCCUCCUGAACUCCCUCCCGAUAUGAAGAGCGCUGCAACAUCUGGCACAGCCACGCCAGCAACGACUGCAUCACCUGCUCCAUCUGUGAAAGAUGACGAAAAGGACAAAGACAAGAAAGAUGAAACCAUAAAACUGGAUGAUGACGAAAAGAAGGAGUCUCCAGAGAAAGAAAAAGAGACCGGCGAAAAGAAGCAACAGGAAGUAGAGGAACAAGCUGCCAAGCCUGAAACCAAAACUACCGAGAAGCUCAAAGAAAAAUCAUCCGAGGAUAAGGAGGUUGUGGUGGAAGAGGCCGAGAAAAAUGGAGCUGCAAGCAAUAAGAAAGACGGCGAAAAGGUGGAUGAUGCUGCUGUGGAGUCUAAAACUACUGAUGAGAAAAUGGAAGUUGAAGAAUCCCCAGAAGCUGACAAGGAAGCUCCCAAGAAGAAUAUUGAAGGAAAACCAGCCGAAGAAUCGGAGAAAGAAAAGAGCGAGGAAAAAGAAGGCGAAGUUAAAGAUGAGAAGAAAGACGAGGGAAAGCAAGCAAUUGCUGAAAAGGAUAAGCAAGCUGAGACUGAAGAAGUUAAAACCGAAAAAGAGAAGACCGAAGGUUCUGAUGAUAAAGAAGUACAGGAAGAGAAGAAAGAAGUCAAGUCAGAAGAGAAGAAAGACGAUGAUGCGAAGGGAGGGAAGGAUGAGAGGAGAGAAAUCGUACCAGUAUCGAAGAGGAAGUUCAUGUUCAACAUCGCUGACGGAGGCUUCACCGAACUGCACACACUGUGGCAGAACGAGGAGCGAGCCGCUGUGCCUGGCCGCGAGUACGAGAUAUGGCACCGCAGACAUGAUUACUGGCUAUUGGCGGGAAUCGUGUGCCACGGGUAUGGACGUUGGCAAGACAUCCAAAAUGAUCUCCGCUUCGCUAUCAUCAAUGAACCAUUUAAAAUGGACGUGGGCAAAGGCAACUUCCUCGAAAUCAAAAACAAGUUUUUGGCUCGCCGAUUCAAGCUGCUGGAGCAGGCUCUUGUGAUAGAAGAGCAGCUUCGUCGGGCAGCAUUCUUAAGUCUGCAGCAAGACCAGAAUCAUCCUGCGUGCGCCCUCAACGCUCGCUUCGCUGAGGUCGAGUGUCUCGCUGAAUCCCACCAGCAGCUCAGCAAAGAAAGCCUUGCUGGCAACAAGCCCGCCACUGCGGUGCUCAAUAAGGUGCUGAACCAACUAGAGGAGUUGCUGUCCGACAUGAAGAGCGAUGUGACGCGCCUUCCCGCAUCUCUUGCGCGCAUUCCGCCCGUUGCUCAACGCCUUCAGAUGAGCGAGCGCUCUAUCUUAUCACGACUUGCGUCCGGUGCUACAGCGGCUGAUAAAAACUCGCCUGGUGCAGCGUCAAACCCGUUCCCAAGCCCGUACACGCCAAGCGGUUUGCUGCCAGGUUUAGCCAACACAAAUUUCGCAAACUUCCGCCCGCAAUACACGUUGCCAGGCAACAGCGGGAGUAGCAACAGCAGCAGUUCAACCACUGGUAACCGUCAGUCUUCUCAAGCGCCAGAGAAGAACUUAGUUGUCUUGGAGUAAAGAAGUGAAACUGUACAUAUUAAUCUGCGACUACUGGACGAUAUUUAUAGACUUCAGAUCUGCGUUUCUCUUUGAAUGUUCGUGAAAUUUCGAAUUGAGAUCGUUCUGUUCUACUUGCAGUUGAAAAACAAAGUGAACCUGUAAUGAUACAGUUACAUAUGACCAUUAUUCAGUCCUAACGCGUACAAUGAAAUUUUAGUAUCGUAUUUAUAAAAUAAUUAUAGUACCUUUGUCCUCUUCUGUAAUAGGGGUUAGAUGAACUCAAUAAAUGGGAUUAAUGA